AUCCAUAACCUGACUUUUUUGUUGAUAAACAAAGUGAAAACACGUGAAUUUUCUUAAACAUUUUUCCUUGGAGAAAUCAAACUGAGAAAAUGGAUUUAUCGUGUGGUGGACAAUUUGAUGCCACAAUUGGGGGUAAUGUUUCCAUUCCGGAAACCGAAUACACCUUCCAGUAUGCUGAGGGGCGUCUCCCGGAGUUGGCUUCCCUCAUUGGCACCGUACGAAAUCCCACAAAGAAUAAAUUAAUCUUCCAAUCAAUACCACGACAUAUGAGACGCCGGACAGCAGCACAGAACCCAAAGCGGCUGCCAAUGCGCUUCCGGCAGGGACAUAUUUCGCAAUUGAAGAAAAGUGGAACACCCACGGAGAAGAAGAGACCAUCGCGGAAGUACCGGCGUCGUCCGAGAAAUCUCCGGGCGGAAUAUGCGCGUCGACAGCGGGAUGUUGCAUGGUUGGAGACACACAUUUGGCAUGCAAAACGCUUCCAUAUGUCCACAAAAUGGGGCUACCGAAUCCCCUGGGCCCCAUGCGAUAAGAGCUACCGUGCAUGCUAUCGUGCCACCAAGAGCCAUUGCCUUGUGCAGGACAUCUCCUUCUACGCCUGCUUCGAGCUUCGUGGUUCCCUUGUGGAGUUGACACAGCUAAAGGCACUCUGCAACCCCACUGAACUCUCAUUUAUUGCCAAGUGCUUCCUUUCCGGACAACGAGAGGGAAGCGUGGAUGUUUUUAGGUGCAAUGAAUACCCCUUUGGUGCCAUUGGACGAGUAUCUUUUAUCUGGAAGCCACCAGGCCGUGAGGAUCAGCGUUGUUUGUGGAUCUUUGCACAUCCAGCCUUUGCAGGAGAGAUCCACAAACAAAUCCGGGAUCUUUUUGCCCUAAGUGAAGCGAGUGCGAUGGAAUUGGACGAUCAGGAAGCACCUACAAGCAAUAAACUACACCGGAAUGCAUCUGGAAGCAUUGAAAUGCGAGAUUUAACUAAAAAACUCUGUCGCUUCCGCCUUACAGGACCCUUAUCGCAUGCUAUUCUAUCCAAAGCCUUGAAAUGUAAACUGAAUCCUCAAAUAGAUUCCACGGAUUUCACACUGGAAGCUUAUGAGAGUCAAACAAAGUAUUGGAAAGAGAUUUCCACCAUCAAAUCACCCGCUGAAUUGGCACCGGGAAUGAUUUUGGGGCUUACAGUUGAAGAUCCACGAAUAAAUCGUCCGGAAAAGCGAUCAAAAGCCCUUCCGGAAGAUCAUUUGGGUGGAUUAAUUGAGAAAAUUCCAAAUCAGGGAUGCCUCAGCGCAAUUUGGGAUGAAAAUUUGAGGAAUAAUCUUGCAGAGAAUAUACUCAACACACAGAAAUACAAUGAAAAACGCCAAAAGGAAUGCCUCAUCCCGGGGCAACGAUGUAAAUUUGAGGAUGACCUACAGGGUGUACCUGUUUUGCUGGUACAGAGACCAGGUGUGCAGGUGCAGAAUAAACCUUUGGGCUUUGCAUGUGGAUGGGAUGUUAUUCUACCUGCAUGCUAUGCUACAAUCAUGUGGAUUUCCUUCAUUAUGUGGGGUGCUCGUGCUGGUGGAUGGCGAGAUGCAAUUUCAACUUCAAGGGAAAUGGGACAGGAUACCUUUGCACCUGACACUGAGGCAGGAAAACGCGAAGCAGUCACUUCCGGAGAUGAACAAAAGGAAAAAUUCUUCCGGAAGCCCCCUAAGAAACGACCAAACUUCACAAAACUCUCAAUUGCAUCUCCUUUUCACUGCCCAUGGGAACAACUCCUUCAGGAAUGGUCAACUGGUUCCCCAACAUCCUCAUUCUACAUCCUUCGUGAUAGAAAAAUCCUCGAACAGUGCCAGAAAGCACUGAAGUACCAGCUGAAUGUUCAGGAAAUUCUCCUUCCGGAUUGUACGCUGAUUCCCAUACAAAUUCUCCUGAAUUCCCGUGGAAAUCCAGGAAAUAAUGCAAUCCUCACCCUACCACACCCCCAGGAUAUUGAAAAGAAACAAUCAGGACACCAUCAGCCACUCCAUAUUGAACCACCAGCCAGGGAUAUUCACGAGAAGGCAAGAAAAAUCCUCAGGCAACACCACAAAAAGUUCCUAAAGCACCAACGUCGCCUGAGAGUAAACCGCAAGCGGAAGGAGCAGGAAAAAUCAACGCAGAGAGUGAAAAUUCCACGAGAAAAAUCUCCCCUUGUCGUGGCAGCGUGCACUAGCUACAGAGAGAAGAUGCGCAAUAUGUGGCUACCGGAAAAUCCAACCAGUAUCAAGGAACAAUGCUCCCGCAGAGUCAUUGGCUAUGCAACACAGAGUGAUUUCACUUUUACCGACUCCAAAGUCUCAGCUAUUGGCUAUGUCACAUGGAAUGGUUUCCGGGAACUCAUUAACACCUGCCGGAAGUGGAAUCAAGUGACAAUUCUCGUGAGAGGAACAACGAGUUUGCAUUACAGAGGAGGAAGUAUAGCCGUAAGGCAGCAGUGAUAGAUUUCUCUUUCAAUAUCAAGCUAAUAGUUAAAAGAAAAUCCGUGGAAAAUAAAAGAAUUUUUCAUAAAAAAAA
Lutzomyia longipalpis is the source of this 2532-nucleotide messenger RNA. RefSeq names its product ribonucleases P/MRP protein subunit POP1 (gene Pop1). Lineage: Eukaryota; Metazoa; Arthropoda; Insecta; Diptera; Psychodidae. Gene Ontology annotation, biological process: tRNA 5'-leader removal. Bases 90 to 2456 code for a protein of 788 amino acids. Gene Ontology annotation, cellular component: nucleolar ribonuclease P complex; ribonuclease MRP complex. The transcript has 2 exons. The record is from RefSeq and is a predicted model, not a curated record.